UAAACGAAUUAUGUUGUAAACUUUAAUAUUAAAAAUUUUCUGUAAUAAUUGUAUUUUAAAUUUUGUUCUACACCUUAUAUAUUCAUAUAAUCAUAACCAAAACAUAAUGUAGAACAUAAAUUGACCACAUUUUAAGAAAUAAAAUUCCCGUAAGUUAUAAUUAAAAGUUAUUAUGUAAUGGAAAACUUAAUUUGAAAGUUGAAAGAAAUUUGAAUGUUAGAACCGAGUCGUACUGGUACUAUCGAUAUAUCUCGAGAAACUCGAGUCGACAAUCGACGCAGUCGGUAAGGUCGACUAGCUGCAACAGUCAAUUGUGUAUGGUUGCGUGUGUGCGGAUUGCACUGCCGCUUCAAGCAGCAGUUUUAUUUACUAAUUAGAGUGCCGAUGUGCGGUAGGAAGUGUUAAAUGUACGUGGAAAAUGUCGAAUCCGGGCGGUAGCAGGAGGAAUGGGGCCAUGAAGAUUCGUUUAACGAUUUUAUGCGCCCGUAAUCUUGCCAGGAAAGAUCUUUUUCGCUUACCAGAUCCUUUUGCUAAAAUAACUGUUGAUGGUUCUGGUCAAUGUCACAGUACACACACGGUCAAGGCAACUUUAGAUCCCAUGUGGAAUCAACAUUAUGAUCUGUACAUUGGGAAAGAUGACGGUAUAACCAUAUCAGUUUGGAAUCAUAAGAAAAUACAUAAAAAGAAAGGUGGAGGUUUUCUAGGAUGUGUAAGGAUAUUAUCCAAUACAAUUCAAAGGCUUAAGGACACAGGAUAUCAACGGUUAGACCUUUGUAAAGCGCACUCAGAUGAUACUGAUGUUGUUAAAGGAGAAGUUGUUGUAUCUCUUUUAUCGCGAGAUGGUCAUAAUGGUGCUGUAAGCAAUACAGUAGGUCAUAAUGCUGUUGUUGAUGUUCUUGGAGACCUGAGUUGUCCAACUGAUUUACCAGAUGGUUGGGAAGAAAGGAGAACUCAGAAUGGACGCCUUUACUACGUUAAUCAUUACACUAGAACUACACAAUGGAUUCGUCCAAAUACUCGACCUAAUAAUAGUAUUAUAUCAACUACUCCCGAGCCACCGCCACUACCUUCUUCUGAGCCUACUUCACCCAGUGGUAGCGGGAGCCCUUCGAACUUAAGAACUGAAAGCCCUACUAGAUGUACACCUGAGUGGAACGGAGAUGGAACACCUAGUAGAACACCUAGUAGGGAUAGUUCUACUCCAAAUACACCCAGGAAUACACCGACUCAGCAACCAAAUAGGAAUCAACAAAAUCAACACAAUACGAGAAAUGCAACGCCGGCAUCGUCAAGGGAACGACGGCCGGCAAGAGCAAACGAUGAACAAAAUGGUAAUCAAAAUGGGAAUGUUAGACCCGAUCGUGGUGUUAAUAACGGUCAAUUACGGAGGCCUAAUCGAAAUAACAGAAAUAGGAACAGUGUAAUGGUAAGUAACGAGAGGAGGUUUGAUCCGCCGCAGCCACCAGAUUUACCAAGAGGUUAUGAAAUGAGAAAAACGCAACAAGGACAAGUGUACUUCUAUCACGUACCUACUGGUUCAUCUACAUGGCAUGAUCCUAGAAUACCUCGCGAUUUACCAGCAAAUGAACUGGCUAACGAGCUUGGACCGUUACCCAGUGGAUGGGAAAUGCGACAGACUCAAAGUGGUCGGGUUUAUUUUGUGGAUCACAAUAAUAGAACUACACAAUUUACCGAUCCCAGAUUGUCGAGUCAAAUUAUAAGUAACAUAUUAAAUAGACGACAGAAUAGUACAACUAAUCAAACAACAAGUAGUUCAAAUAAUUCACCUGCACCUACACCUGCAAAUGAACCUGCAGAAGCAGAAACGCCCAUAUCACCAAAUAUUCAAUGCAAUACAGUUCAACCGAGGCCAAGAACAGAAAAUGGCAGUAACAAUAAUUCCCCGCCGGUGGAAAAUACGUCGGUUCAGAAUGCUCAGACGGUAUCAGAAUUACCGAAGGAACUGAUGGACAAUGAACUUUUGCCGAAAUAUAAACGGGAUUUAGUGGCAAAGUUGAAAUGCUUGAGAGCAGAAUUGAAUACUCUUCAACCACAAAGUGGCCAUUGCAGGCUCGAGGUAUCAAGAAACGAAAUAUUUGAAGAAUCGUACAGACUGAUUAUGAAAAUGCGACCGAAGGAUAUGCGGAAAAGACUUAUGGUAAAAUUUCGCGGAGAAGAAGGCCUCGACUAUGGCGGAGUAGCACGAGAGUGGUUAUAUUUAUUAUCACACGAGAUGUUAAAUCCGCAAUACGGCCUUUUUCAAUAUUCAAGAGAUGAUAAUUACACGCUUCAAAUUAACCCAGAUUCUGGAAUAAAUCCAGAACAUCUAUCUUAUUUCCAUUUUGCUGGCAGGAUAAUAGGAAUUGCUGUUUUUCAUGGUCAUCACAUAGAUGGUGGUUUCACAACCCCAUUCUACAAGAUGUUGCUUAAUAAAGCAAUAACCCUUACUGAUAUAGAGGGCGUUGAUCCAGAGUUACAUAGAAGUCUUACAUGGAUGUUAGAGAACAGUAUAGAUGGAGUACUGGAUGCUACAUUUUCAGUGGAACACAGUAGCUUUGGAAUGUUGAAGAAUCAUGAAUUAAAACCCGGUGGUAAAGACAUUCCUGUGACUGAAGAAAAUAAAAAAGAAUACGUCCGUUUAUACGUGAAUUAUCGCUUUAUGCGAGGAAUUGAACAACAGUUUCUGGCGUUGCAAAAAGGAUUCCAUGAAUUAAUUCCACCUCAACUAUUAAGACCGUUCGAUGAGAGAGAGUUAGAAUUGGUCAUAGGUGGUUUAGGAACCAUCGAUAUUAAUGACUGGAAAAUGCAUACACGAUUAAAACAUUGUACUCCCGAUACACCGGUAGUAAAAUGGUUCUGGCAAAUAGUGGAAUCUUACGGAGAAGAAAUGAGGGCUCGAUUACUUCAGUUUGUCACUGGAAGUUCUAGAGUUCCUUUACAAGGUUUUAAAGCUUUACAAGGAUCGACGGGAGCUGCGGGUCCUCGUUUAUUCACAAUUCACGCUGUCGAUGCGCCGAGUGAAAAUUUACCCAAAGCGCAUACCUGUUUCAACCGAAUAGAUAUUCCAGAAAGUUAUCCGAGUUAUCAGAAAAUGCUUGACAAACUCACGCAAGCAGUCGAGGAAACCUGCGGUUUUGCUGUCGAAUGAAUAGGUAAAAUGCAUAACUUCAUUUUAAUCACAUAAUUUGUGUAAUAAAAUCGCCGAAGUUAUGGGCUUUUCAUAGCAGGAAAUAGGUACUUGUCGACCGAGUUUACUGUCGUUAAAUUAAACAUUAAUUUUUAAAGUAAUAAAAGGGAAUGUUAUCUGAUGAGAAUACGAGAAGAGCUAGUAUCAUAGAAUGAGAACUGUUAAUACGUAAAAGGUCAGAAAGAAUUCUGACAACGUUUUUGUACAAAUGUCCAAAUGGCCUUGAUGGUUGUAAUGACUUCUAAAUGAUCGUCGAUUGGUAUAUGAACACUUUUGUGAUUUUCACGCUUCGUCCAUAAAAAAUUUCAACGAAUGGUUCCUCAGAAAUUUCGAUUAUAUUGGUCUUUAAUUACUUUUAGUCUUCGGUGACUAAUAGAUGUAUUACAAUUUCACUGAGGUACAUAUGUAUUUUAACUGGUCUGAUGUUUGAUUUUAUUUACAUUAAUUAUGUUUUCCAUCGUACAUCUAGGGUCAAUAAUUUACUUAUAAGAUCACCAUCAAAGAAUUUUUUUUAUUGUUUUCAAGAUAUAAUAGCAAAUAUAAAAAGUCAUUCAUGCACAAAAUAUGUACAGAAAAUGAAUUUUUUCACGCAACGAAAACCACUCAUCAGUAAUUAAAUACGCUCAUGUUAGUAUUUUAUAUUGAAUAAAAAUAUGAAAAAUAAAAAAAAAAAAUUGUUCGCUUAAGAAUCUCAAAAUAUUCAAGUAUUUUCUAUAUGAACUGUUUGAAAUUCAUUUCAUACAGUGGGACAGUGUGUUUGGUUUUCGAGAGCUUUCAAUUUCUCUUCAAUCAAAUGUAAUAAUUAUGCACAGUUCAUUAAUAAUUUCAUAUUAACAACUUUAAAAUAAUAGAAUUUAGUGACAGACUAAGGAUAUAUAUUCAAAUUCACUCUCUAUAUAAUCAGAUGGUUACAAAAUAGUACUGGGAACUAAUAUUUUACUAUGUAUUACUUCAAAUUGGUUAUGGUGAGGAAGGGAAACAAAAAAUUUGUAUAUACAUCAUAGAUUUAAACGCAAGUGUUUAAUCUUUUUUAUUUUUAACAAUUGAUAGAAAUAUUACGAGCUCUUAAUUUUCAUUACUCAAUACAGUUCGAAACUUUACUAAAUUCUCUUAACACAGAUUUAGUAAAGAGAAUUAUCCCUUUGAAUUAUGUUGAUUAAAAUUUAAAUCAAUGACAACAUAAAAUGUUUCCAGUAUUAAAAUGAUAUAUAAACACUUGCGUAUGGACUCUAUAAUGCAAUGGAAAAAUGUUGUUAUUGUUGUGUAACUAAUAUUGUCCAACCAUUGUUGCUUGUUUAGCAGCCAGUAGCACCGAAUGCGUUAGUAAAAUGUAAAUAGUACAGUUUAAUACAAAAUUAAUUAACACGAGCGUAUAAUGUGCGAGCUACAUAAUUAAGCUUAGCACAAUAAACAUGCAUCGGUUCUAGUGUAGACUGAAUCCGUGAAUCCUGUACAUUAGCUUUAAUUUAAAAUCGAACACAUGUAUAUUUAAGGAAAGGGUUUAUUCGACAAGUUUAUAUAAAAUUAAAAGAAACAUUUUUGCUCGAAUCAACUCUUUUUUUUUUUUUUAAGAAAUUUAUCAAAUGAUCUAUACUUUACUAAUUUUGUAUUCGUUAUGGCCGAAGCUUUAGUAAAGUAUAGAAACACUUAUUUAUCGCACGAAUCUUUCGUUUAGUUUAUAACAUUUACUUUUAUUGUAAAAACAUCUAAUAGCUGAUAGCACGAAUCAUUAUUUCGUAUUAUUAAUAUUAUUCUAUUAUUGUAUUUUAUUCUGCACACAACUGUGAUCACACAUAUCGUGAAAAGAGAAGAAAUAGUGGGAGAUGCCUUUUAAAAAUUUGUUUUAUUAUUAAACGUGCUUUUCUUUUUAAAUAUUAUUGUUCUGCUAAUGAGAUGUUAUAUUUAAUACUUUUUAAAGUAUCACCCGUUUUCGGUUUUGAAACACGGUCUGAUUACUUUGCCUUCAUCAUUUUGAAAAUUUUAUUUACGGUGUUAACACUGAUGUGAAAAUAAAUAAUUAUUAUUUAUAUGUUUUGCGUGAUAUAAUAUUAACGACGCAGCCAUUCGAUUUUUACACGAGAACGAGUGCAAUAAUUAUAAAAAAAAGAAAAGUAAUUAUGCAUUCGUAAGAUGUUACAACAGUAUUAAAUGAAAUUUAUCGAAUGAUGCUGCUGAUCUAAAAUUAUUUAAUCAUGCCAGAAUGUUAAUCUUGAUAUUAUUUUAAAAAUUUGUUACAAGUUUUUAAUAAGACCUCGUCUUUUCUAAAAAUCUCUUUAGUAUUUACAUAUGUUUUAAAAAUUAAGUUAUUAAAAUACAUAGAGAGGAUCUCCCACUAUUUUGUUACAUUUUAAACUUCUUUUAAUGUCACAUCUGAGGGGAAUAAAGGCCUUAUUAGUGCCUUGGAGUUGAUGUCAAUGAAAAAAAAGGACAAACAUUUAAUGCCCAUCAUAUUUUGGAAUAAAAAUAAUAUUGCACGUCAUUUUAAGAGAAAAUCUCAUUAAUUAAAAUACCUAAAAAUUGUCGCGGAGUAGAUUUUAUGAAUAUAUGUGUAGGGUAUAAAAUAAAUCGUUCAUUAAUCGAAAAAUAAAUUAAUAAUUAGAUCACUAUUCAGACAAAUAUUGCCAAUGAAGCUUUAAAUUAUUCAGAUUUAUAAAUAUUUUUCGCGUAUUAGAAUCAUUCUCUAAUACAUUAUAUCUUGCAGUUAAAAAGAAAUCAAUUACGAGAAAAGUAAUAUGCAUAAAUAUUUUAUAAGCAGAUUGACUUGAAAAACUUCUAACACAGUGAGUAAUAAGUAUUUUAAAAAAAAAGCUUUAGUGUUUUUAUAUACAUAUAUAUAUUACAUGUAUAAGCAAUUAAUGAAAAUUGAAUCUGUGUUUAUCAUUAAUGUAAACAAAAGGAAACGCUCCUUUCAACCAUUUAUCACUAUGUGCAAUUAAAUUUCGCUGCUCAUUCGUGAGAUUCAUUAAAGGAUUUUUAUCUGUCUAAUUGUGGCAGAAGACAAUAUUAAUCAUUAAAUUAAAGUACAAAAGAUGAAAAAUCAGAAUUUAAGUUAACACAUAUCAUGUACAGUGACUUUUAUUACAUUUUUCCAAUUAACAGAUUUCGAAUGAUAAUUUUAAUUAAAUUUAAUAAUUAAUAAUUAAUUACGGGUAUAGAUGCUCUCUUGAAUUGUAUAAACGAAGUUUAACGAUCGAAGUUCGUUAAAGUAUAUAGUGAUGAGAUUUCGAAUUCCACGUUUAUAAGUAUAUUGUAUACUGAACUCGGCAAUAAUAAAUUCUUAUUAUACCCAAUAGCAAGAUAUUUUACUAAUAUUUAUCAAUACGAAUAAAAAAAGGCAUUUAAAGAAAUUGGAAGCAACUCCAAUAUAUUGAUAAUAAAAAAAAAUCGUUUGUUCAAGAACGUAAUCAUGUAUCUUCAAAAAAUGAUUACCAAGCUACGUGCGAAAGUCUAAAAAACAAAAUGCAAAUGCGUUAGGACACCACAAUUACUUUAUUAUUCUUCUUAUUAUUAUUACUAUUAUUAUUAAUACUACUAUUAUUAUAUUAAUGUAACCGUUGUUAUUAUCAUUAUUGCGCAGGACUUUCGAAACACAAUUGUAUAUAUAUCUUUUCCUUUUGUAUUUUGGAUGAAAUGUAUAUUUUAAUAAAAUAUCCAAAGUAUA
Molecule: messenger RNA, 6848 nt
Organism: Osmia bicornis bicornis
Lineage: Eukaryota; Metazoa; Arthropoda; Insecta; Hymenoptera; Megachilidae
Gene: Smurf
Product: E3 ubiquitin-protein ligase SMURF1
Exons: 6
Coding region: 419-3148 (909 amino acids)
Biological process (GO): negative regulation of BMP signaling pathway; ubiquitin-dependent protein catabolic process
Molecular function (GO): ubiquitin protein ligase activity; protein binding
Source: RefSeq, a predicted model, not a curated record